UUUCCAACGUCGUCACAUUCGCAUCGAUACCGACGCAUUGUACACCAUCCUAGCCAGUGUAAAAUUGGUGCCAUUGAAGUGCGGUUUGAAAAACCGCAAAGAUAAAACGACCAAUUCGAUCAACAUAACGAGCAACGAAUUCCGCAGAAAUAAAAUCUUAAGUUGGAAUCUGUUUUUCAAUGUGGAAAAAAUUCAACAAGUGGUACAUUUCAAAAAGUAUUUCGAUUUCCAAAUUUGUUCGGACGGUGUGUCUGUUUCGAUGAUGUACAAAAAGCCAAAAUUACCACCACUCGAAAUAAGUGAUGCUGAAAUCAUGAAAAUGUACAAAGGGAACAAAUUGAAGUAUGCUAUUGGCUGUGAUCCGGGCAUGAAAACCUGGAACGCUUCAGUGCGUCGUGAUUUGGAUACCAAAGAAGAGGUGAAUUUGCGCAUAUCCAGCAAACGGUAUCACUGGGAUGCGAAACAAGGCCGACGUAAUGCAAAAGCCGAACGAAUCACCCGAUUAUUUACAUACGACGAGAAGGCUGAUCGCAAUCGAGUUGCAGCGACUCUGGGUACAAUGCCAUCGCCAAGAGAAACAUCAUGGCGGUCGUAUAUUGAACAUCGACUACGAGUUAUGAAUGAUGGCAUUGAAACGUACACGUGUAAGCAAUAUGCACGCUUGGGAUUGGACAAGCAUAUCGACUCGGUUCGUGCGAUCGACAAAACGGCUUGCAAACUGACACGCAAUCAACCAUCAAUUUUCUACAUGGGAGCCAGUGGAUCCACAUCAGCCAACUCACCGAUCAAAAUCAAAAAACACAUGCGAUGCCCAGGCACUCGCAAACUGAUUGCAGCCAUCAUGAAACGUGGAAAUUGCAUCAUUCGAAUGGUCGAUGAAUACAUGACAUCACAGCAUUGCCCAUUGUGUUUCAAACGAUUUCCACAAGAAACUCGACGUGAUCGAUACAAGAAAUGUGUGGGUUGUGUAACAAAUCCAAUUGUUGGACUACCACGAACCAUCGUAACCAAU
Contarinia nasturtii (swede midge) is the source of this 1012-nucleotide messenger RNA. RefSeq lists its product as uncharacterized. The transcript is spliced from 2 exons. NCBI's taxonomy places the organism in Eukaryota, Metazoa, Arthropoda, Insecta, Diptera, Cecidomyiidae. The annotation marks the transcript as partial. The record is from RefSeq and is a predicted model, not a curated record.